Molecule: messenger RNA, 809 nt
Organism: Spirometra erinaceieuropaei
Lineage: Eukaryota; Metazoa; Platyhelminthes; Cestoda; Diphyllobothriidea; Diphyllobothriidae
Source: the annotation of a GenBank genome assembly
AUGGAAGAUGUACGCCCACCAAAACGGCUCUUCUAUGGUGAUGUCGCCACGGGUGCUCAUAGGUAAGGCAGUCCAAGCCGCCGCUACAAGGACACUCUGAAGAACUCGCUGAAACAAAUGAAGAUCAGUUUGGAGACCCGCGAAGACCUCGUCCAGAACAGAUCGAUCUCGAUAGAGGAAGUGAAGACCAGCACAACAAUCUACGAAGCAAAUUCUCGCCAAAUCUAAAAGGAAGGUUGCAAGUCAAAAAACCUCGACCCCUCAAUGCCAAUACUCAGACGUUGCAAGCGUGUCUGCACUGCGGGUGCACAUACGGCACGCGAAUCGGCCUCGUAGGACACUUUCGGACGCAAUGCACUAGCAACGCGUUAAAGUCAAGUUCCUCCACGAACACCCCAAAUCCGGCCCCUGCUGCAAACACCAAAACGACGACGAUCUUCGUCACUGACGACCACACUGCCACCGCCCCGCCCUCAUCAACCAUUGACAUCAUUCGGGCUGCCCCAUCUCCUUUGUCGACCACAACGACCACCUCCGCCGAUACCACGAACCCCCGCACUACCCCCAACGGUGGAACAGCAUCCGACGUCGCGUCAUCUACAUCCGCCGCCAUCAAAACACCCACCUCCAGGAAUGUGGACUCCGUCCCAUCCUGUGCUCAUUAUGAUCGCACUAUCACCUCACACAUCGGCGUGGUCGGUGACUUGCGAAUCUAUCGCACAGAGACUGGGGAACCAGUGCCUGUAGUACCCACACACACACUCGCCGCAUCUGCCUCCACUGUCCUCACUGCCCCGCUCAUUCAUUGA